This is a messenger RNA of Amoebophrya sp. A25, 672 nucleotides long. NCBI's taxonomy places the organism in Eukaryota, Dinophyceae, Syndiniales, Amoebophryaceae. The record is from the annotation of a GenBank genome assembly.
UUUUUUGAGGGUGCUGAGAAGACUUUGCAUUUACUUUUUGAGGAAACAAGGGUCUCUCGUCUGCGAGAACGGUUGAGCCUUACUCGAUGGUGCGACCUUCUGAAGGCUGCUGGCGUGGAGGUCUUGUCCUUCUUCCGUGCGAAAGGGUUCGAUGCUUACAUGCUCUCGGAGUCCAGCCUUUUCGUGUACGACAGUGCAAUCAUGCUGAAAACGUGCGGGCAGACGACGCCCUUGCUGGUGCUGGACGGGGUACUGAAAGCUGUAGAACAGGCUGUAGCUGUAGCUACAAACACUACAACAACUACAACAGUCGGAUCCUCUACUCCCACUUGUGUUUCGGGAAAUAAAGAUUCUACGGUUCCGCUAGGUCCUGGAGAGGGUACGACAACAAGCAGCUGCCGUACGUCUACUCCUGCAAGCACUCCAAGACGGCGGGCCAAUGUGCUUGCUUCAUCUACACCCACUUCGACGACGACCGCGACACCUAAUAUGUUGACUGCAACGACACCUUCGACGACAUACGAUUUCGCGCCUCACCAACAAGCUACUUCCACCCCUGCCGGAGAACGCACCUCGCUACUCCACCGAUUGAUCUACAGGCGCACGGAACCGAAACGCCCAGAGCAGCAGCACUAUCCUCAUAGAAGCUUCGAAGAGGAGAUUGAAUUCGUC